This is a messenger RNA of Fomitopsis serialis, 1479 nucleotides long. RefSeq lists its product as uncharacterized. Gene Ontology annotation, molecular function: nucleic acid binding. Bases 264 to 1295 code for a protein of 343 amino acids. The record is from RefSeq and is a predicted model, not a curated record. Lineage: Eukaryota; Fungi; Basidiomycota; Agaricomycetes; Polyporales; Fomitopsidaceae. The transcript is spliced from 12 exons.
GACUUCUAAGCGCCCAAAUGUAUUGCACAGACGUGCUUUCACGUGAUGUCAUUCCGACGCGUCGCGUCGAUCAAGCGCCGAUCCCAGACUUGGUUCAUUUCGAACGACUCACCAUACGCGGGUCGCAGCCCCGUCGAACCGCUUGCGAUACACAUUAUUCGGACAUUGAUAGACCCCACAGGCAUAACAGAGCUGCGAUACACAAGUACUCUACAUAUACACUGAAACCGUGGUUCUGUGGCCCAGUGCAAGAUGGCGUUGCAAUGAUUAAGGACACCAAACUUGCUGCAGCUUUUUGCCGUAUCACCACUCAACGCUCACGAGGGCCUUCGAAAAUACUGGCUGCGCUGGACGCUGCUAUUGCCCUGACGCUACCGCCAGUUGUCGAACCGCCUCCACCCUCUCUUCUGCAUUCUGGCACCUCGCAUCCACCACCGCUGAUGCAGCCACCGCCAGUGGCGACGGCUAAGCCAGCUCGUCGACCUCCACAUACGGUCCUCAAAACGAGGGACGUCAAUAGUUAUACACGCUCGCGGACGAAGACCACGGAGAUGAACGCUGCGCCUAUCUUGCCCCUCUACUCGUACAAAGACUACUAUCCUGCUCCAGCUGUGGUGUAUGUGCCACUCACGGGUAUGAACAAGGCUUACACAGAGCGUCGCACUGCCGUCGUACAGCUGUGUGACAAGCGGAUGAUCCUUGUCAUUCAGCUUAGCCAGAUGAAGCAACUUAGGAUUCCGCAGAAAGUCAAGGAGGUCAUCGAGUCGCGCGAUAUCGUGAAGAUGGUGAAACAUCAAGAGGACGGCACAGACGAUGGCGAAAAGCUUUAUCGCGACUACGGCAUCCUCGCAUCCAACCUCGUCGAGCUGGGCGCGUUUGCGCACCGUGCAGACGCGACUUUCGCGCGGAAGUACAACAGUCCAUCGUCGCGCUCGCGAAGUGGUCGAGCACUAUACGGCCAAGACGCUCGACAAGGCAGAGUGCGCUCGAGCAACUGGAGGCCGCGCCACGCUGCGAACGACGCACAUUGCGCCUGGUCGUAUACAAUCGCCUGCUUGACAUGCGGCCGAGCAAGGACGGUCCUGGUCCUGCCGUAUGGCAGCAGUAUUAUACCACGUUCUCGGCCGGCCGGCGCGGGCAGUAGUACCGCUCGCAGCACCUCCGCGAGUUCAUCGUCCAUUCGGUGUCGUACGUGGCGACGCCGAGGGCUCAAGAGACGCGUCCAAGUCCUCAGCACUCCGCGGUAUAACUUGUGCACUACGCGAUGCCCCUGCAGGAGAUUGCGCUACGCUUAGGGCGAGACACCGCGAUGGAUGUACAAGCUGAGUCCAAAGAUUAGCAUGCGAUACGCUUGGGCGUAAGUACGCGACUCGAUAGGACCUCAACAUCUCCAAGCCAUAUUUGCUCUAUUUGCCAUGUAAGACGGACGGCUCGAAUUGCCAACUACAUGUAUGACAGUUUAGAAGCCAAUGAAUGAAA